Molecule: messenger RNA, 5553 nt
Organism: Paramuricea clavata
Lineage: Eukaryota; Metazoa; Cnidaria; Anthozoa; Malacalcyonacea; Plexauridae
Source: the annotation of a GenBank genome assembly
AUGACACUUGGUUUUGAUAAAAUUGAUCACUUACAAGACAUGCAAUAUAGAACUCAGAUGAACAUUGAUCAUAGUAGUAAACCACAGACACCAUCUGUGCAUUAUGUUUCUGUGCGGACUAUUAUACCAAGCCGCCAAUCACAUAUGGAGCCUCAACCUUCAUCAGUCCUACCACUUCAUCCUUCCUCAGUAUAUGUUUCCCAUUUUAAUACAUAUGUCACAACACCCAUCACAUCAGUUCAGCAAGCAAAAUUGGAACGAGCAUCAAGGACAAGAAUACCUUCUGCUGUUGCAGAGAUAGUAACAGAAGCCUGUCCAUCUGUUGAAGUUGCAAUAAAAAGGAACAUUUUGCAUAAAUGUAAAGUGUCUUCUGAUGCACUUUGCAAACGAUCCAGUCAUUCAUCAGUGUUGUAUGCAAGUAUGGAACAGUAUACGAUUAUGAAGGAUUUUAGCAUUGACCUAUUGUGGAAAGAAAUGAUAACACAUCAUCCAUUUCUUAUUGAUGUGUUAAAUGCUAUGGCAGGAAAAGAAAUUGACAUUAAAAACACAACAUAUGAAUUGAAAGUUAAAUAUUGCUUUAUUUACUCAAUCAUUAUGAGCAUUCGAUGGCAUGAACUUAGUUUGUUUCAACGCAUCAACACAGUUUUAUUAAUUGAAGGUGGAUGUGGUAAACAGGUAUAAAGAGUUGAAUUAUUUAUUAUUACUGAAUUAACAUAUAAUUUUAGCCACAGUUAAAAAAGCCUUUAUUAACUGCCUCUUGUAAUUUAUAUCAUGUAUGAUAGUUCAAACAGAUCAGAUGAUACCAUUUGUUUUAUAGUUGGACAAAAUAUGUGAUUCAAAUUAUAGAUCUGCUGUCAAGACAUUGCAUAUUUCCUUUCAUUUAAUAAAGACUCUGGUUAACCCAUUAAGUUGCAGAGCUUCCCUAUUGAUGAGUAAAAUCGUCUGGCAUUAGGCAAGCAAAAAAGAUUAAGUAGGGCGCACUGUGGGGCGCAUUUUGGGGCGUAUUGUCAGAUUUUUUGGUUAACCCAUUAAGCUGCAGAGCUUCCCCAUUGACAAGUAAAAUCGUCUGCCAUUAGACGAGUAAAAAAGUAAAUUAUGCAGUCCAGUUUUGAGUGUAGACAAGCCACAUGAGAAAAAAGCUAGACUUGUGCAAUACACUUUUAUGAUGUGGGACUAGGGUUGGUUGUAUAAAAUAGUAGUUAAGAACAAGGCCCAUACUGUACAGACUGAGCACGGUUUGCCAACACAAUGCGAAUUUUCAGUUUUUAAAAUCAAAUAAAACCGUCAACGGAUAAAAACUUUACAACACGUGCAGACCAAAUAGCUAAAAUUGCUUAGGUGGUUCUGAAUACUGAUUUGAAAAACAUCGAAAAACAGGAAAGUUAAAUGUCAUUGAAAAUUGAAAAUUCGCGUCGAUUUGUCGAAUCGCUUCCGGUCUGUAUGGGCCUUAUACCAAAUCCAGUUCGCUCAUAAUCAUGCCGAUAUAUCACAAAAUCAUGCAAUAUGCUCAUAAACAUGCUUAUUAGCAUAUUACAAGAUUUUGAUAGAUAAUACACUAAAUCAUGCAGCAUGUACAUAACGAUUCUCAUGAACAUAUCACUGAAUUUUGGAAGAUAUAUGGCCGCGUGCUCAUGGCCGUACCAAAAUCCGGUACGCCCAUGAGUGCGAAAAUCAAGCAGUAUGCACAUUAUGAAUCAUGCUCAUGAGCAUGAGAUUUGAACGAACUAAAUCUCCGCUUUUGCCGUCAUCCCGUGGUAAUCGCGGGUAUUGGAUGUCAAAGUAAUUUAAUUUUUACCAUUAUAUUAACUGGAAAUUCAAUGAAAAGGCCAAAAAUAAAAUUAAUUUGAGUACUGGACUGAUGGUCAAAAUUUUUCUUUACUGCCAUAUCUUUUAGGGAUUAUUCUAAGGUGCAGUGAUAACCAAUUUGUGCAGUGAUAAAUGUGAUUUGUGCAGUGAUAAAUUAGACUAUGUGCAGUGAUAAAAUGCGAUAUUGUUCAGUACCAGAAAUUGGUGACAAAAUUGCCACUUUGCAUAUAAUCCACAUACAAUGGCUUUCAGUUUUUGCUCGCAACAUACAGGGUUAAAGUACUUAACUCAAAAUUAUUGCAAUCUGAGAGCUCGGCUACUGUUUGCCGACCUUUUCAUCAAUAAAGCAUUCAUUUACAAAUGUUUCGGUGGCAUAUUUAUUCCGAUAGGGUACUCGCUCCUAGCGACCAAGUCGUGUUCAAGAAUAUCAAUUUUUGUUUUGAGAUUUUUUACGCUGUUUGGUGACACAAUCAACAGUUUAUAAUUAAUCUAUUUCAUGAGUAUGAAAGACUAGAUCUUGAGCAAUAUUGAUUGGUGUUUUGCAUGCGAUUCAAAAAAUAUUUGAAAUGUGUAUAUCUUUGCAUGAAAUAGAUUAUGCAGAAUGCAGAUUUGGGCUCAUUAGCAGUGACUUUGUGUCAUUUGCCUGCAGCAUAUACUGAAAUUCGUGACAUGCAAGUUGCAGAACCAGAAUACAUGCACUCAUGCAUGCAGGGCAGUCAGAACGUUUUCUAAAAUGUCGCUAAAUUGAUAUAAAUUUUAUCAUUUUUCGCGCUUUUGUGCAGUGAAAAAAUUUACUUAGAAUAAUCCCUGAUAUCUUUAUUUUCAAUUCUAUUAGCCUUGUGAGAGUUACCUUAAUAUUACGGUUUGUCAUGAUCUUGGCAGUUCUCAGAUUUAUCUUUUAGUAGUUAGCAAUCUUUUUUGCUAUUGGUUGUUCUCAGGCUCUUGCGCACAAAAAACUAGGUUGUUUCUGGGCCUUUGCGCACUAAAAACUAGGUUGUUCUCAACCUUCCCAAACAGCCAAACUCCUCGGCCAAGUAAACAUCUGCAUGCCUUACAUACCUACUUGUCUGGUUGUAAUAAUUUAUAGAUUAAUAGAAUAUAUGUGGCAAACACUUUUUGUCUAAUAUAAAGUAUGGUUUGAUCAUAAUUGUUAUUGUAAAGUUCGAUAGAGGAACAGCACUGCCACUGGCGUGAUAGAACUUCAUGAAUUUAUGCGCAAACCCUACAACUGCAGACUAUGUCAAGUGGUUUGCCACGUUUCAAGUUUGGUACACAUUCUCCUUCGCAGAACAGCCAGAGGCUUUUUGUAUUAAAACGUACAGUUAUUUAAUAUUGCGCAAUAAAAAAGUUGAAAAAUUAGGCAAUCAAAACAAAUAUUAGGCUAACCCCAGGCACGAGAGAAAUUCCAUUUGGAGCCCUGUGACAGUCAGCUGGGAAUCCAGGAAAAAAGGGACCUUUACAAGGCUUUAGAUAGCAAAUCAGCAACGUGACUGCGACGACGGCUAACACAAAGCUAAUAGAAUUAAUUGCUGGUGUAAGAAAUAAUUGGAAAUUUACUUUAAUUACGCUGAAAUAUGAAGUUUUCACAAACCAAUGGCAACGUCAAUGGCUAUUAUAGUUUAAUUAGCCUGUUUCCAGUGUUGCGUCUGCUGUAAUUUUCAAAACGUAAUAUAUAAUCCUACUUUCAGCCUUUCGUAAAUAUUGAAAUCCUUUAUUUGAAUACAAUAGCUGUUAAAGUAUUCACGUUACAAUCAAUUGGAAAGCGAAUUUUUGUGUGGGGAGGGGAUACUGUAAGAUAAUCAUUUCUAAUUAUUCACUAUUGCCACUAAUUGUUUGGGUAAAUUUCCAUUCAUGGUUGCGAAAAAGUACCCGAAUUGUUAUUUCUGUAUAUUCAAGUUCCCUAUAUCUUCUAUAUAUUUUUAGUUGCAACACCGCCUAAACAAGUUAGGAGUUUGCUUGUCACAUGGAAGACGAGACACGUUGCUGAACCUCAUCGGUGGUCAUUUCUUAGACCAGACAGCAAGUAGAAUUAAAUCUGGGAAAACUUUCCGUGGUACAGGUGAUAAUUAUGAUCUGAGAAUUCUCAAGGGACACAUGAGGAAAGGAUUGCAAAACGAUGACCUGCAUCUAUUUGCAACAAACUUAAUUGAAAACCGCAUUGAUUUUAACCAUGUGCCUAACGAUUCUCCACUCGGUGACAUUAAAACAUUUCCGCGGAACAAAUUUUCGCCCAGUGCAUCCGAGAUCAAGAAGUAUGCCGAGUGUGCCAAAGUCCUUGUGGGAAGACUUGUACUGGAAUUUUGUCCAAAGUUUAAAUUUCUUAAGAAAGUCGUGCCAACCCAUAUUGAACAUGCGUUUAGUGAAGCAAUGUCACAGAAAUCGUUUAUUGCCAGCAUGCCCAUUAUUGAUGCAAACGAAUCAAAGUAUCAAGACUGUGUCAAAAUCCUCAGGACAUACGAAAAAUGGAUUGCAGAAAUUUAUAACAAGGCUGGUCUCCUGGAAAUUUUACCAAAGAAAGAUGAUCCACCAAUCCCUGUCGGGCCAGCUGCCUCCGGCCAAACGCAAGCCCAUGCAAUGGAUGACCAAGAUGAUCCGAUGAGGGAAAUGAAAGUUGUUAUGGGAGGGGAUCAACUUACCCGAGUACGUUUUGCUGGAGCCAAAGAUCUACUUGCAGGCGCGCACACACCCACCGAUCGUUUUGAGCAUUGCUCGCCAUUUAAACCUGUAAUGUGGCACACCAAAGCAUCUCUCUUACAAUACAGUUACAGUCUACUGUACAUGUCAGAAUCUGUUGGCGAUCAGGGAACACUGAAAUAUUUCCGUGAAAAAUACGAUCGACGUAAUGCUACACCAAAGAAGGUGCUCGACUGUUAUGAGGGGAGCGAAGAGCUUUUCUUAAGCGUUGGCCGUGCAUAUAUUAUUGUUGCAGUGUUGCAUUUCUUUGGUAUGUCUAGUGUUGAUGAUAAGCCAACAAUCCACGAGUUUCCAAAAGACAUCAUUCAUGGUACAGACGAACAGAAAAAGAAUUAUUUUGAUGAAGUCUUCGGAAUCUUUGUACAAAAGUAUGUAUUGCAAAUUGAUCCACUUACUGAUUAUGAUGUCAAUGAUGACCACGUAAAAAACUAUGGAUUGUGCACCAUUUUCCUCACAAUGUUAAUUUUACAAAUGAAAGAUACAGCCAGAGAAGGUGACGGAGAGCGGAAUCUCAUUAAUCAAAAGUUUCUUCUAUCAGUAUUCAAAUCACUGGGUUCCUAUAGUAAAUAUGCCAUCGAAAUGUUCGUCAGCAUUGCACAGAUUGAAUGCCUCCUCACACCGAGGUUGUCACAACAAUUUAAAUGGGGUUUCUUCGUGAAUUGGAAAGGUGGGACAGGAAACAAUAUUGAAGACGACUUAGCACAGGAAAUAACAAACAAACUGAGCAAAAAUAUUGUGCAAAGAAUGGGACCAAAUAAAACUCUUUCAUCCAUCAACAAAGUGAGUAAAGCUAUGAGUGGUAUCUCCAUGAUAAAAGAACAGUUUGAUAAGACUGUAGGAGUGGCAAAGGAAUCAGUCCAACACACAACACGCAAUUCGACGGAAGAUGAGAGAGGCAUGAUAGAAGAUCUAAUAAAUCUUGACCCCUUCAACCACAUAGAGGGGCGCUCAUACAAGGAUUUUAACGACAUAAAGAGGUCCCCGUUACGGUACCUUAACAUUGUAGAGUUUCACCAGUGGUUGGAGCGACAUAAAAAAGAGAUGUGUACCUGA